Molecule: messenger RNA, 834 nt
Organism: Colletotrichum scovillei
Lineage: Eukaryota; Fungi; Ascomycota; Sordariomycetes; Glomerellales; Glomerellaceae
Exons: 1
Coding region: 1-834 (277 amino acids)
Source: RefSeq, a predicted model, not a curated record
AUGCGCAGCACCGCUCUUUCAUCGCUGUCGCAACUAUUCCUUCUGCUGAUCGCAUCUUCGCCGAACCAUGUCGCCGCCGACGGCACCGUCUGGGCAACGCCCCACGAUAGCUACUCCUCCUCAGUUGGCGUCCUCGGCUGCAAGAUCAAUACCGACCGCGUCGCCUACUGGCCCGGAUCCGUAGACUGCACCAACCUUUGCAUCUCCCUCACCUACGACGACGGCUCCUCCGACGGCAAGCGCACCGUGAAACUCCUCCGAAUUGACCAAUCCCAGGGCGCCUACGACGUCAGCUACGAUGCCUGGAACUACCUGUACACGGGUAAUUCCGCGAAGAAGGCGCCCGUCGCGGGCGGACCGCUGGCCAUGACAUACAAGGAGCUGCCGGCGGACGACUGCAAGGAGCUCCUCAAGACCAAGAACAAGAAGCUGCCGCUCAGCGCGUCCAACAGCAUGAACUUCCUCGCCAGCUGCCUCGACCAGCCGGACAGCUGGGUGGCGAAGAACUUUGGGCUGUACAAUACACUGGAUUCGGUCUGCGCAUGGGGAUACGACGAGGAGUGCGAGUUGGAUUGGCCUGCGGCGAACCAGCCUACGUGCAAGCACUCGCUCGGCAUGCCGGUGGAGCUGAAAGAUGCGCCGGUGUAUAACGUGCAGUAUCCCACAGGGGAGGUUGUCGUCGCAUCGACGGGCGAGAAGGUGUCGAGUCCCGGGGAUAGUACCAGCCUGGCGGCGCCAUCGCCGACACAGAAUGGUGCCCCGAGCAGGGGCAUGUUGACGUUGUUGAUGGCUGGCUCACUCGUAUGGACGUGCCUCAUGAUAGGUUCAUGCUGA